This is a messenger RNA of Carlito syrichta (Philippine tarsier), 5148 nucleotides long. RefSeq names its product centriolar coiled-coil protein 110 (gene CCP110). The coding region runs from base 245 to 3286 and encodes 1013 amino acids. NCBI's taxonomy places the organism in Eukaryota, Metazoa, Chordata, Mammalia, Primates, Tarsiidae. The transcript is spliced from 15 exons. Gene Ontology annotation, biological process: regulation of cytokinesis; centriole replication; centrosome duplication. Gene Ontology annotation, cellular component: centriole. The record is from RefSeq and is a predicted model, not a curated record.
GCCCGUGAAGCAACCACCGGAAGUACCGACCCGGAGAGGUGGAGUCCGGGUGGCGGCGGCGGCGGUUGCCAGGAGCCCGCGUUGCCGCCUGAGCCCGUAAUAUGGCGGGGUGGAGGAGGAGAAGGCGGCGGCGAAUCGAGUGGCGCUCUGUCAGUACCGAUUGAGCCUUCUGGUUCCUGCCAACGCCCGUGGCAAGGGGAGAAAAGCGGACGAAGCCGUGGGGGAUCAGUGUGACUGUGGGAAGAUGGAGGAGUAUGAGAAGUUCUGUGAAAAAAGUCUUGCCAGAAUACAAGAAGCAUCACUAUCCACAGAAAGCUUUACACCUGCCCAGUCUGAAAGUGUCUCACUGAUUCGCUUUCAUGGAGUGGCUGUGCUUUCUCCACUGCUUAACAUUGAGAAGAAAAAAGAAAUGCAACAAGAAAAGCAGAAAGCACUUGAUGUAGAAGCAAGAAAGCAGGUUAAUAGGAAGAAAGCUUUACUGACUCGUGUCCAGGAGAUUCUUGAAAAUGUUCAGGUUAGAAAAGCACCUAAUGCCAGUGAUUUUGAUCAGUGGGAGACUGAAACAGUUUACUCGAAUUCAGAAGUCAGAAACUUGAAUGUUCCCGCUGCAUUUCCAAAUAGCUUUCCAAGCCAUACUGAGCACUCUAUUUUAGCAAAGCUUGAAAAGACAGCAGGAAUUUUGCCAUUGGAUAAUGAAGACCCAUGUAAAACUAAUGGGAUAGACUUAGCUAGAGAUUCAGAAGGAUUUAAUUCUCUGAAGCAGUGUGGUGCUUCAAAUAUUGAUCAUGCAGAAAAUGAAACUUUUCCAAAGACCUCCUCAGCAACCCCACAAGAGACUCUUACAUCUGAUGGUCUUUUCUCAACAAAUGAAGAAAAGCAUUCAUCACUUCUGGAAGAAGUCAUUCCAGACCCCUAUGUAAUGAGUCUUCAAAACCUGUUGAAAAAGUCAAAAGAAUAUAUAGAAAGAGAACCAUCAAAACGUAGUCUGCGAACUAGUGCAAAGAGGAUUGUUAAUGAGAAUCAUUCAGACAAAGAAAAUGAUGCUGUUAAAGGAACUGACUGUGUAAAGGAGAAGGCCCAGUUGAUAGGCAAACACUGUGUCUCAGUUAUUCCUGACAAACCAAGCCUUAAUAAAUCAAAUGUUCUUCUCCAAGGUGCUUCCACUCAAGCAAGCAGCACAAAUAUGCCAGUUUUAGCUAGCUUUUCUAAAGUGGGCAUACCUGUACGAACUGGCCAUCCCACUGUUCUAGACUCUGAUUCUGACUCUAAAGUUAUUCCCACUUUUGUUACUGAAAAUAAUGUUAUCAAAAGUCUUACAGGUUCAUAUGCCAAAUUACCUAGUCCAGAGCCAAGUAUGAGUCCUAAAAUGCAUCAAAGGCGUUCCAGGCCAUCAUCGGCAUGUCAUAUACUCAUAAAUAACCCAAUAAAUGCUUGUGAAUUAGGCCCUAAAGGAAAGGAACAAGCAGUGAGCUUACUAGUUCAAGAUACUGAUGAAAAAGCAAAUGAACCUGAAAUUGUGCCAAAGUUACCAACUGAUUUAGCAGGAAUUUGUUCAAGCAAGGUUUAUGUAAGCAAAAAUACAUCUGAUGUCAUAGAGGACAUGGUUUUAGGUAAAUCAAAUCAGGUAUGUCAAUCUUCAGGAAAUCAAUCAGAAAAUAAAGUUACUCAUGGAUUUGCUACUGUGGAAGGUCAGGUAACAUCUGAUGAGGGAGGAGCACACAAAAUGAACAGUACUUGUACUGCAAUGCCAAAAUUGCACGAACCAUAUGCUACCAGUCAGUGUAUAGCAAGUCAGAACUUUGGAACUUUGUGUGGACUCAAGCCGACCAGUGUGUUAGAGAAAAACUCCUGCAAUUUACAAACAGAACUGAAUAAGUCUUACGAUGUAAAAAACCCAUCUCCUUUACUGAUGCAAAACCAGAAUACCAGACAGCAGAUGGACACACCUAUGGUGUCCUGUGGAAAUGAACAAUUUUUGGAUAAUAGUUUUGAAAAAGUUAAACGGAGACUUGAUUUAGAUGUUGAUAGUUUGCAAAAAGAAAACUGCCCUUAUGUCAUAACAACUGGAAUAGCUGAACAAGAAAGGCAACAUUUGCCAGAAAAAAGAUACCCUAAGGGAUCUGUCUUCAUUAACAAGAAUAAAAUGUUAGAAACUAGUUCCAAAGAAAGCGAGGAGAUACUAAAAAGCAAGAUGUUUGCUUUUGAAGAAAUGCGGAAGAGACUAGAAGAGCAGCAUGCCCAGCAGUUAUCACUACUCAUAGCCGAGCAGGAAAGGGAACAGGAAAGAUUGCAAAAGGAAAUAGAAGAACAGGAGAAAAUGCUAAAAGAGAAGAAGGCGAUGACAGCAGAGGCCUCUGAACUGGACAUUAACAAUGUGGUGGAGCUGGAAUGGAGAAAAGUCAGUGACUCUGGUUUGCUGGAAACGAUGUUGUCUCAAGUGGAUUCACUCCAUACUGCAAAUUCCAAUAGUUCUGGUUUCACAAAUUCUGCCCUGCAGUAUAGCUUUGGUUCUGCAAAUGAAGCACCCUUCUACCUCUGGGGAUCAUCAACUAGUGGCUUGACCAAACUCUCAGUAACAAGGCCUUUUGGAAGGGCCAAGACUAGAUGGUCUCAGGUUUUUAGUCCAGAAGUACAAGAAAAAUUUAACAAAAUAACUGCAGUGGCAAAAGGAUUUCUUAUUCGUAGGCUGAUGCAGACAGAUAAGCUGAAGCAACUUCGACAAACUGUGAAAGAUACUAUGGAAUUUAUAAGAAGUUUUCAGUCAGAAGCACCAUUAAAGAGAGGCGUUGUUUCAGCACAAGAUGCUUCACUUCAGGAAAGAGUGUUAGCUCAGCUGAGAGCUGCCCUGUAUGGUAUUCAUGACAUAUUCUUUGUAAUGGAUGCAGCUGAAAGAAUGUCUAUUCUACAUCAUGAUCGAGAAGCUCGCAAAGAGAAAAUGCUCAGGCAAAUGGAUAAAAUGAGAAGCCCACGAGUGGCUCUUUCAGCUGCAACACAGAAGUCUCUGGAUAGGAAGAAAUACAUGAAAGCUGCUGAAAUGGGAAUGCCAAAUAAGAAAUUUCUGGUUAAACAAAAUCCUUCUGAAACAAGAGUCCUUCAGCCAAAUCAAGGACAGAAUGCACCUGUUCACAGGCUACUUAGUAGACAAGGAACCCCUAAGACAGCAGUGAAGGGGGUUGUGCAAAAUAGACAGAAGUCUUCACAGAGCAGAAUGCCUAGCAGAGCUCCUGUGUCAGGAGUAUAUGCAGGAAAAAUCCAAAGAAAGCGGCCAAAUGUUGCGACAAUUUAAGAAGACAACAUUCAUUGGGAUAAAAAUGGAGGGAGAAUUAUUAUCCAUGUUAUUUUCCCUGUUCAAGACUUUUUAUUUAAUCCUGAACUCUCGUUUAUUCAGUCAAAGUGAAAUCAAAAGGCUGAGCAAGAUAACUUAGUUAUUCUGCUAAUUUCUGCCCAACACCCCCAUUUUCCUCUUAAUAAUAAGUUUGGGUGAAGACAAAUUAGUGUUUAGGAAUUAUCUCAUCUCUGUGCUCAACCUGUACAAACAUAAGUUUGUUUUAUGUGCUCAGACAUCUCCAGAGACCCUUUUUGUAAACUUAAAGAACAUUUGGAUUUAUUUUUACAAAAUAUUGAAAGGGUGUGACAAAAUUAUAAAUAUGUUCUAAAACAUAAAUUUCAUUUAUCUAUGUAUACUGAUUGCUUAAUUUGAUAAAUGAAUUUGUACUAUUCAAAGGGAAAUUAUUGCAGAAGAAUGCUUUUCUGUGGUUAUAUAACUUUAAAAACUCGAUUUAGUCUCUCAAUGCUCACAUUCCUUGACUUACAGGUAUAACGUACAGGUGAUCACAUCCACCUAAAAUCUACCACAGAAGUAGCUGUGGGUAACCAUUUUGGUCAGAAGUAUACAUUCCUGUCUUACAGAAAUGUUGUCUUACAGAAAUGUUCAUUUUCAUGUGUGUUACCCUAGUACUGUUAGAAACAUUUGGACUAGAUUUUAAGAUCUCUCUGUGAAGGGUAACAUAUUUGGGGAAGACAGCACAGUCUUUUUGAAUGUAGCACUAAAGAUUGCAUUAUUACACCCAUUCUGUAAAAUAAGAGUAACAUGUUGCAUGCACCUAUAUUUUCUAUGUAGUCUAUAUAAUCUGUUUUUUCAUAGUCUGCUUUUUCUAGCAUGCUUGAUCUAGGAGAGAAUAAAGGGCUAUAUAAUAAUACAUUCGGAUUUCAAAUGGGAUAGUAGUAUUGCCUAGUUAAAAUUCUGCAUUGCUUAAAGGCACCAAUAUUUAAGUUUUUUCACCACUAACAUAUUCAUUAAAAGAAUCAACUAACAAAUGUUACCAAGAGAACAUGACUCUAUGAAAGAGAAUGUUACUGUUAAUUUAUCAUACCAUUUCCAAAAAGGGCUUUGUGCUUCUCAUGUAUAAUUGGGACUUGUGUAUACUUUAUCUUUCUAACCUGAAUUUUAAGAGAGAUUCUGGUAUUUUGAAAAUGUAGCCUAGAUAUAUUCUAAAUAUCCUUUUAAGAAUGUGGAGAGACUGUUUUCUCCAAUUUUCUGUUCCAUUCAAAAUUUAACUUUUACAUCCAACUGUAGACCGAAAAUAGCUAUCUACCCUGAGUGUAAGCUGGAUUUUCUUUAUUGAGAUAUAUCAUGUAUUGAAUGAGUGAAUCUGAAAAUUAGAAGACGGAGUUCCAAUUUUUUAAUUUAUAGGCAAAGUAAAUCACAUUAUUAUCUUCAUAUGAUAAACUGCUUUAUCAUUCUGAAAACUCAGGUUAUUAUUACUCAUAUCAUUGUGGGUCUCCCAGCAAGCAAGAAAGAUGAAGUCUUGUGUAUACUAAUGCAAAUUACCUGAAACAAAUACUAUGUUUUGGAGAAAAUUAAGACAAGUUUUAGAUUAAGGAUUAGCAACUCGAGUGUGUUUUUAAUUUAAUAAUAAAAGCGUGUGUGUUUUAAAUAUUUUUUAAUGUUCACAGCUUUUGCUCAUUCAAGUGCCAGGCACUGUUUUGUGCUUUUGAUGGAUUUUUAUUUAUAUACAUUAUUUUUAUCAUUAUUUUUACUUUGAGUGGAAUGUCCAUUAAUGUAAAUUUUAUUUAUUUUUAUACUUUAAUUUUCACUAGUUUUGCUUCUAGGCAAAAGGCAAAAUAAACUUUUCAUCUUAAAGGAAA